AUCAGUUUGUGGCUAAAGUGUAAAGGUGAUACUAUGGUGCAAGCAUAAAAAAGGAAGGAAAUACAAAAAAAAUUAAAAAAAAAAAAAAAAUUGGACACAAAUUCACUUAAUCGAAAAAAGUAACUACAAAAACUGUCGGUGAUAUGCCAGCAGCCACAGUUAAUAACUGCGAAAAACGCAAAAUAAUGUCGCGGGCGCAAGCAGUACCACCCGAGGAUGAUAUUUGCAUCGCCGGAAUAUCUGGUGUUUUUCCAAAGUGUAAUGAUAUAAAUGAAUUAGAGCAUAAUCUUUACAAUAAGAUUGAUAUGGUUGAUGACAGCUCAACCAGAUGGCCCCAUUAUUCACCGGAAAUUCCAAAGCGUAUGGGAAAUAUUGGAGCCCUCGACAAAUUUGAUGCACAAUUUUUUGGCGUUCAUUAUAAACAAGCUCAUUCCAUGGACCCACAAGGUCGUAUCCUCAUCGAAAAAGCGUACGAAGCAAUUAUGGAUGCUGGCGUUAAUCCGAAAUCAUUACGUGGCACACGCACCGGCGUCUUUAUCGGAGCCUGUUUUGCUGAAGCAGAAAAAACUUGGUUCUACGAUCGAGCCACUGAAGGUGGAUUCGGUAUUACGGGAUGUAGUCGUGCGAUGCUAGCCAAUAGGAUAUCGUACACGCUUGGUCUAUUGGGUCAAUCAUUUUUGAUAGACACGGCAUGUAGCAGCUCUAUGUAUGCCUUAGAUGCUGCUUUCACGGCAAUGCGAAGUGGCGAAUGUGAUGCAGCCAUUGUUGGUGGCGCAAACUUGCUCAUGCAUCCGUUAAUAACUUUACAGUUUGCUAGACUAGGAGUUUUGGCACAAGAUGGCUACUGUCGUCCAUUCGAUAAUAGUGCGACUGGAUAUGUUCGCUCUGAAGCAAUAUGCUCAAUUUUCCUACAAAAAGCCAGAGAUGCAAAGCGAAUUUACGCAAAAGUUUUAUAUUCGAAAACGAAUUGCGACGGUCACAAGUUAGAAGGAAUCACCUAUCCAGCUGGCAGAAUACAACAGAGAUUACUGUCUGAGUUCUAUGACGAUAUUCAAAUCGAUCCAUCGAGUCUCGCGUAUAUGGAGGCCCACAGCACCGGCACGGUGGUCGGCGAUCCAGAGGAAUGUAUUGCAUUAGAUAAUAUUUUUUGUAAAAACCGCAAAAGUCCAUUAUUGGUUGGAUCGAUUAAGUCCAAUGUUGGCCAUUCCGAGUCGAGCUCGGGGCUUUGUUCCAUAGCUAAAGUAAUUCUGGCAUUCGAAAGAGGUGAAGUUGCUCCAAAUAUCAAUUUCGAAUCUAAUCGAAAGGGCAUCAAAGCUUUGGAAGAAGGUCGGCUGAAAGUGUGUACCGAAGUAACAAAGCUGAAAGGAGACCUCGUAGGGAUUAAUUCGUUCGGUUUCGGUGGUGCAAAUGCACAUGCUCUUCUCGUAAGAACCUCCAAAACGAAAAUUAAUAAUGGUGCACCAGUAGAUUCACUUCCACGGCUUGUGACUUGGUCUGGUCGCACCGAAGCUGGUGUUGAACGAGCACUGGAUUCGCUGUCAGAUCGCCCAUUAGAUGUGGAGCAUGUGGCUCUUUUGCAUAAUAUCCAAAGUAAGGAAGAGCCAGGAUUUCUUUAUCGAGGAUUUGGAAUUUUUACCCAUAAUCCCGAGGGCAAUGCUAUUUGUGCCAACAAGUCCAUUCAAAGAUUUACGGGAAUAAAACGGCCAGUAGUUUUCAUGUACAGCGGCAUGGGCUCACAAUGGAAUGGAAUGGGUGGUUCACUGAUGGAAAUUCCAAUAUGCAAAGACAGCAUAAUGAAGUGCCAGAAAUGUUUAAGGCCUUACGGGAUGAAUGUCAUUGAUAUUAUCACAUCUCAAGAUCCGGCAAUAUUUGAGAACACCGUUAACUCAUUUGUUGGAAUAAUGGCCAUCCAAAUCGCGCUAACUGACCUGCUUCAUGCAAUGAACGUGGAAGCUGAUUAUCUUAUUGGUCAUUCAACUGGAGAAAAUUGUUGCAGCUACGCGGAUGGAGCAACGACGUUAGAAGAAACGAUUUUGUUGGCCUUUUACAGGGGCUUGUCAUCCCAAGAGUGUACAAUUUUAAAAGGAUCAAUGGCUGCUGUGGGAAUAGGCUACAAAAAAAUAAUUGGCAUGCUGCCACCGGGAAUUGAGUUAGCCUGUCACAACAGUGCUGAGUCAUCAACAAUAUCUGGACCUGCAGCAUUAGUUUCCGAUUUCGUAACGAAACUGAAAGCUCAAGGAAUUCUUGCUAAGGAAGUGAAUUCAUCGAACAUACCGUAUCACUCGAAGUAUAUUGCACCGAUUGGAGAAAAGCUGAAAAGGUAUCUGAGCAGAGUUCUCACCAAACCGAAAAAGAGAUCCGAUAAAUGGCUCAGUACAAGUGUGCCGAAGAAUCGAUGGCAUUUGCCUGAAAAUCAAUAUGUUACCGCCAACUAUUUUGUCAACAAUUUACUGAACCCAGUGUUAUUUGAAGAAACAGCGGCACUGUUGCCGGAUAACGCAAUUAUUAUCGAGAUAGCUCCACACGGUUUGCUUCAAGCAAUCGUAAAAAAAUCGAUUCCAGAUGCAAUUCACGUACCGUUAACACAACGAGGACAUCCAAGUGUUCAUACGUUUGUGCUGAGUGCAAUCGGAAAGCUAUUUAUGAACGGACUUACGAUGUCCAUUGACAAGAUUUAUCCACCAGUCGAAUUUCCGGUUUCAAGGAACACACCGCGGAUAUCGCCGUUGAUGGCGUGGGACCACAGUGAGGAAUGGUAUGUCACCAAGUUUGGGGCACAAAAAUCGCAAUCAACUGGAGAACGUAAAGUGAAGAUAUCAGUAAACAUGGAUGACUAUGUGUAUGUAACAGGACAUCAGAUUGACGGCCGGUGUCUGUUCCCUGCCACUGGAUAUUUGGAAUUAGUGUGGGUAACACUUGCAAAAAUGAAAGGACCAAUUCAUCACUUCGUCGAUGUAGAAUUCGAGGACAUUCGUUUCUUGCGAGCCACAGCCUUGACGCCGGGCCAAGAAAUUGAAUUGACCAUAAUGAUUCACUAUGGUACCGGUAACUUUGAGGUUUCCGAAGGCAACACAUCCAUUGUAACGGGUACCAUUCGAGAACUACUGCACCCUGAACCGCUGACUGAUUUACCUCCGAUCGAGCGAACUGAUUAUCCGAUGAUGAAGUCGGACGACUUUUACAAGGAAUUGAGAAUCCGAGGCUAUCAAUACGGUGGACUGUUCAAAUCGGUAUCGGAAUGUCGGGCCGAUGGACUGUGUGGAAAAAUAAAAUGGAACAUGAAUUGGGUCGCUUUCAUGGACUGCAUAUUACAAAUGCAAAUUUUACGUAGAGACAGUCGGUCACUCCUUCUGCCCACACGAAUACAGAAAUUGCGCAUUAAUUCCAAGGAUCACAUGGCUAGAGCUGGUAAAAUGAGUGAAGAGGAUUCAUAUUUCGACGUGAAAAUGAGCCCCGAAUUGGGUAUCAUCCAGGCAGGAGGCAUUGAAGUUGUUGGAAUGGUUGCAAGUGCUGUUUCAAGGCGUAAAGCACAUGGUCACCUGGUACUAGAAAGUUACAAAUUCUUACCUUACAUCAAUAUGAAAGUUAGCAAAGAUGAUGCGCUGAGAGUAUGCACGCAGCUGGCGAUCGAAAAUAGUCACACCCUAAAAGUACGAGCUGUGGAACUCAGAUGCAAGGAGAACACCCCAAUAAUUGGACUCUUAAACGAUGUUCUGCAAGAAAUUCCAUCAAUUUCGAUUGAUUUAAAAUUGUUGUCCGACGAAGGAAACAAUUUCGAGGGAGUACCAGUGGAAAAUGUUAGCUUAUCGACAAUGGCUGGCUGUACUUUUGUUAUCGUCACCGAAUUCCUGAAAAAUCAGCACCACUUCGACGAUGUUAUGAAAUGCAUACAAGACGGUGGAUACUUGAUCUCACGCGAAUCUUUAUCUGAAACGGAUCUAGAGACUCCUUCGACAUUCAACGUACUAGCAUCGAUAUUAACUGAAGACGAACAAUUGGUUCUGCUGGAACCGAUCAAACGAAAAAUUUUCGGUUCACCGAAAAUCGUCAACAUAACUAACACGCAAUUCGAAUGGGUCACUGGAGUGCGUCAAGCUGCAAAGGAUAAUUCCGUGAUUUUGGUCGGUCAGAACGAGCCGACAUCCGGUCUGAUUGGAUUUAUUAAUUGCUUGCGCAAAGAGCCCGAUUACAAAAAUGUGAAGGGAUUUUUCGUGGACGACGAUCGUGCACCUCCAUUUAGCUUAGAGAAUCCGUUUUACACUAAGCAAUUGAUGUUUGGACUUGCAAUAAAUGUUUAUCGAAAUGGUCAAUGGGGAAGUUAUCGACACGUAAAACUACGUCAACAAGAGGAGGAAAUUCCACGUAACAAACACUUUUACGUGAACACAUUACACAACGGCGAUCUAUCAUCUCUGUCCUGGCUGGGUGGGCCAUUGAAAAGCUCUGGCAAAAACAUAGUCAACAUCCAAUACUCGUCGAUAAAUUUCAGAGAUGUGAUGCUUGCAACAGCCCGACUAUCGGUGGAAAUUUUCAAUCUUAGCCGCUUUCAUUCAGAGUGCGUACUUGGUUUGGAAUACUCGGGCGUCGAUAAGAAAGGUCUGCGAGUGAUGGGUAUGUCAGCAUUUGGUGCGAUGGCUACACAAAUUGAAGCGGUGGACAAUUUAACUUGGAUCGUUCCGAAUACGAUGACACUGCGGCAAGCUGCCACGAUUCCAGUCGUGUAUGUUACCGUCUAUUGUGCCUUCUUUCUGCAUAAUCCGAUAUCCAGUGGAAAAUCGGUACUCAUACACGCUGGAAGUGGUGGUGUUGGCUUAGCUGCUAUAAGAAUUGCGUUGGCCUACCACAUGGAAGUAUACACGACCGUGUCCAAUGAGGCCAAGAAGAAAUUUUUGUUGGAACAAUUUCCAGCAUUGAAAGAGAGCAACAUCGGUAAUUCAAGAGACUGUUCUUUCGAGCGAAUGAUCAAAAUUCAAACCAAAGGAAAAGGAGUCGAUUACGUUCUGAAUUCAUUAUCCGACGACAAACUGCACGCAUCGAUACGAUGUUUGGGACGAGCUGGCACCUUUUUGGAAAUUGGAAAAUUCGAUUUAAGCAACGACACAAAAAUUGGCUUGGGCAAUUUUCUUAAAGAAAUGUCGUUCCGUUCGGUGCUGGCCGAUAAUUUGUUCCUAGCCACACCAGCUGAACGCAAGCGAAUCCAUGAUUUGAUCAACAAGGAUCUGAAAACGGGAAUUAUACGACCACUGCCGUCGACGGUGUUUGGUGUCAAUGAAAUUGAAAAAGCCUAUCGCUAUCUGAGCACUGGCAAGCAUGUUGGAAAGGUGAUGGUAAAGAUUCGGAAGGAUCCACACGAUGAACUCACGUUCCCGAUCAGAGCAUUGCCUCGAGCCUAUUUUAAUAGCCAGAAAGUUUACGUUAUCCCUGGUGGAUUGGGUGGAUUCGGAAUGGAGUUGGUAGAUUGGAUGAUUCUAAGAGGAGCUAGGAAAUUGGUACUGAGUUCUAGUCGAGGGAUAUCUAAUGAUUAUCAAAAGCAUAGGUUACGGUUGUGGAAAGGAUAUGGUUGUCAUGUUAUUAUAAGUACAUCCGAUAUAACCACCUUAUCUGGAUGCAAAGCCCUUUUCAAGGAAGCGCAACAACUUGGUGAAGUGGACGGAAUUUUCAAUUUGGCGGUUACAUUGCACGACGAUAUAUUCGACAAUCAAACAGUUCAGACAUUCACUGACGGCAUGUCUACAAAGGCGGAAGCUACCGGCUAUUUGGACACGAUUUCGAGAAAAGUCUCACCGACCAUGUCUUAUUUCGUUGCAUUCUCUAGCGUAUCUUGUGGUUUGGGUAAUGCCGGUCAAACGGUUUACGGUAUGGCCAACUCUGUAAUGGAACGUAUCGUUGAAAGGCGUUGUGCCGAUGGUCUUAAGGGAAAGGCAAUUCAAUGGGGUGCUGUGGGUGAGGUGGGAUUAGUUGCGAACAUGACCGGCGGACAAUUAGAUGUGGAAAUAGCUGGUACGGUACAACAAAGAAUAUCAUCGUGUCUCCGCGAAUUGGACGCUCUGUUGACGACAGGUGAUCCUAUCGUUCUGAGCAUGGUGGUGGCGGAAAAAAAUACCGGAAAGUCAGCCAAAACAAACAUUGUGGACAGUGUGCUGAAUGUGAUGGGCAUCCGUGACAUUAAAUCAAUUUCAAUGGGAACGUCUCUGUCUGAGUUGGGAAUGGAUUCGUUGAUGGCAGUGGAGAUCCGUCAAACUCUGGAACGUGAAUUCGGCCUUAUUUUGACGACGCAGAAUCUGAGAUCUUUGACAUUUUUGAAGCUCCAGGAAUAUUCGGAUGAGAGUGCAAGAGACACCGACAAUUUGUGCGGUCAAAAUAAGAGCAGGGACGAUGACAAGAUUCUCGAUUUUAAUUAUUUCAUGGAAAUGUUGUCGAAGGAUUACAGUCCGAAAAAAUUGUUCUCACGCAUCUCGAGUAAGAACAGUGAUGAACAGUUUGACUCGUGCGUGGCAGUGUUUCCCGGAGUUGAAGGCGAAACUGCGUCGUGGAGUAAAAUUGCCAGUGGUUUGAAUAUUCCCGUGUUCAUGAUAUCGUACGAUGACCAGACCAAAUCGAACAUGGAAUUGAUCAGUACGAUAGAAAAGGAUCUGAUUGACACUUUCGAUAACAAGGACUUUUUCUACCUGGUCGGCUACUCCUACGGUACAUCUAUUGCUAUCGAAUGUGCGCGAAUAUUGGAAAGUUAUGGAAAGAAGGGACUGGUGCUGUGCAUUGAUGGAUCGCCAAUACUACUGAAAAAGAUGAUUCAAAAUUUUGUUAAGUCAACGGAUGUCACAGCCGAAAAGAUUCAACUGGAGCUGAUCUUCAACAUCAUGCAAUCCGCUUUCCCCGAGGAGAAUCUCGAUAAUAUUCGCAGCAAAAUGGAACAGGUCGAAACGUGGGAAAGUAAAUUGGACAAAUUGACGGAAUUGAUUAAAUGGUCGCAGCAGGACGUCGACGUGGAUCAUUUGCACAUACUUUGCAAUGGAAUUUACAAUCGAACAUACGCGGCUCACUGUAAUUCAACGGAUAAUAUUGUGAAAAUAAAGUCUCCGAUCAUAUUGGUUCGACCGACCAAUGCAAUUGUAACGGAUAUCGAUGAAGAUUACGAACUGCAUAAAUUCACAGAAGGAUUGGUUACGUUGAAAUUUAUCGAUGGUAAUCAUCAGUCGAUACUGGAUAAUCCAAAACUUGUUGACAUUGUCAACGCAAUGAAUCCGAACCUAGAAUCGCGUAAGGAUUUUGCUAACGUUUUCAUUAAAAAUUAAAGUCGAGAAAUUGUCUCUUGUUGCAUUUGGUCAUUGGAGUCAUUGGACGUUAUAAUAAAAUGUUAAAAAAAGCAAAAUC
Molecule: messenger RNA, 7371 nt
Organism: Bradysia coprophila
Lineage: Eukaryota; Metazoa; Arthropoda; Insecta; Diptera; Sciaridae
Product: fatty acid synthase-like
Biological process (GO): fatty acid biosynthetic process
Molecular function (GO): fatty acid synthase activity; phosphopantetheine binding; oxidoreductase activity
Source: RefSeq, a predicted model, not a curated record